This is a messenger RNA of Selaginella moellendorffii, 2209 nucleotides long. RefSeq names its product UV-stimulated scaffold protein A homolog. Bases 72 to 1994 code for a protein of 640 amino acids. Gene Ontology annotation, biological process: transcription-coupled nucleotide-excision repair; response to UV. Gene Ontology annotation, molecular function: ubiquitin binding; RNA polymerase II complex binding; phosphatidylinositol binding. The transcript has 2 exons. The record is from RefSeq and is a predicted model, not a curated record. Gene Ontology annotation, cellular component: chromosome. Lineage: Eukaryota; Viridiplantae; Streptophyta; Lycopodiopsida; Selaginellales; Selaginellaceae.
ACUAGAAACUGGAUUCGAACCUGAGACCCUGUCAAUCUCUUCUCCCGCGCGAUUGCCCUAGCUCUUCUUUAAUGGCGGGGCGAUUGAGCGAUCUCAUCCUCGCGGCCACGAAUUCCCCGGGCAAGGAGCUGGAGGAGCCGCUGCUCAAGGCGAUCAAGGCGCUGGUGCGCGCCUCGGAUGACAAUGUCAAGGCGGCGGCAGACCUUCUCAUGGACCGGCUAGGGAAGAAUCACUCCCAGGUCAGGCUUCUCGCUCUGCUGCUCAUCGAUCAGCUCUUUACGCGAUCGAAGCUGUUUCGCGGCCAGAUCGUGGCGGUGCUCGAGAAAUUUAUGGUUCUCUGCCUCGGGCACCGCACCGACCAGCCGCUCCCAGCUCCCGCGGAUCGAGCGGCGCUGCUCAAGGCUAAGGCGCUGGAAAUCGUGGAGAGAUGGAACGAGACGUUUGGGCCUCACUACAAGGAGCUCCAGCUUGGCUACGAAUACUUGAAGUUCACGCUACGUCUCGACUUUCCGGGUGUUCGAGAGGCCGCGAAUCGAGCCGAGGAAGAAAAGAAUGCCAGGGACAGGCGCACGCAAGAUCUUCUCCGGUGCCGGCUGCUCCAACUCACGGAGAAUUUCCCUGGCUUGAGGAGAGAUCUCGAGUCGACGAUGAGUCAGCUGGAAGAAUGCUUUGCCAUCUUGAGCGAGGAGGAGGAGGUGGUCCAGGACGAGGAUGGAUUUUUGGAGGUGGACAAAGAUGAAGAGGACAGUAGUGAGGUGUUUGGGAUCCAAAGCUUGCGGUCCAUGCGUGAUCAAGAGGAAUUGAUGGUCACGGAAUCUCGCGACAACGAGGCCAUUUUCGACAUGGCCCGGGAUUUGCUCAAGUUGGUGACAACAAGACAUCUUCCAGCAGCGCAGGAAUGGCUGUCGGUUUUGAUGCGAGUCGACCCGGAAGAUCGACAAAGCCGGGAUGCUCUCAUGAAGGAGGUGAUCGACUUGAGGAACCGCCUGGUGGUCUUAAAGGAUAAGUGUCAGGAGCUCGGGAUUGUCGAGGUGGCCAAAUCCAAAACCACCACUGACGACGAUGUGGAAUGGGAAGAAGAAGAGAUAUUUGACAGGAGCAAGCUGGAUGGUCCACGACACAAACUAGAGCAAGAACGAGAACGAGAACGAGAACGAGAACGGGAACAAGGUGGCGAAAUCAGAAAGAGUUCCUCACCUCAGGCUACAGCAACAGGAACGGCUUCGUCAUCUAACGCAACCAUGUCCGAGCUUAAGCAGAAGCUGUUUGAGGAGGCUCCCGUGCUGCCGUGGGGAUCGUUUCUCGACGCCUGGGGCUCCGACGCUGCUGUUCCUGCAAACAACAGGGGACUGGUUCUCGACAACCACUGGGGAAGAGUGGAUCCGGACGCUCUCAUCUCUACCGAGAAGAUGGCGGAGAUGCAAGUGAGAGCAUCGUACUACCAGCCUUUAAAGUCGGAGUUACGUCCUUGCUCGGCACCGCUGAGGAAUGGAGGCCUUUGCCAGAGACGAGACCUCCGAAAGUGCCCGCUUCAUGGCACAAUAAUUCCGCGGGACGAUAGAGGCAAUCCUCUCGAGGAGAAAAGGGCUGUCGAAGCCAAGGGGAAGGAGAAGGCGGCGGUCAGUCCGGCAGCUUUGGCUGCUCAAGCCGUGAGGAACGUGAGAGGCAGGGAUGAAGCCAAAAGGAAACAGAAUAAACUUUUGCGACAGUCUCAAGCCAGGACAGACAGACAACACAACGAGGCGGUGCUGAGAACUGCCGCGCUUGCUCACGACACGCAGACGAUUGAAGCAGGCCUAGAGAGGAAAAGCCUGGAUGAAGAAACGCCAAAGAAACGAAAAGGUGGUCUCAGCGCUAUGCUCCGUAAGAAGGAGACUCCAAAAGACAGAAUUGCCAGGAGACUACUGCGCGGCCGGGCAGUGGACGCUAUGGUCGCCAACAUAGCUCGAGACGAGGAUGCCAAGUACAGGGAGUCUUUCCCAAAUCAGUGGUGAUUCCACUCGGAAGCUGGCGCCGCUGAUUCCCGCUUUGAACAGUCCUGCUGGAAGACUUUUGCUGGCAGUCUGGGACGAGCUUUACAACUGGACAUCAUCAAAGCAAAGCUGAGCAAAGGAAAAGAAAAGAAAAGAACGAGUCAUCCGCAGCUCGAAAAGAGAGUUAAAUUGUUCGAAGGAAGAAGACGAAAAUCGAAGCAGCCUGUCUUUAUAGA